Molecule: messenger RNA, 2355 nt
Organism: Metarhizium robertsii ARSEF 23
Lineage: Eukaryota; Fungi; Ascomycota; Sordariomycetes; Hypocreales; Clavicipitaceae
Product: OPT family small oligopeptide transporter
Exons: 8
Coding region: 1-2355 (784 amino acids)
Biological process (GO): transmembrane transport
Molecular function (GO): oligopeptide transmembrane transporter activity
Source: RefSeq, a predicted model, not a curated record
AUGAAUCCCAAAGCCAUCGAUACUUUGACUGUCGAUGCAUCACAAGAUAACCAAGAUACCGAGAAAAACUCGAAGCAACUCGACGGCAAGUGGGGCAGCUGUUCUUGUUCCUCUGACGGAAGAGUACUGACUUGUUUCAAAGACCAUGCUUCGGAUAGCGAUGUUCUCUCGGCCGCCGGUGUCGACAUGAGCGGUGAUGACCCGAAUCUACCUUGUCUCACGUUGAGGAUGUGGUUUAUCGGUAUUGGCUUUUGCAUCAUCGGUAGUGGCGUAAAUACCCUCUACACUUUCCGGUUCCCAUCCGUCUCCUUGUCUCAAUCGGCGAUCCAGUUCUUGGCCUAUCCCGUAGGCAAAGCCUGGGAGCUCGUGGUGCCAGACUGGGGUGUCACAGUAUUUGGCACACGUCACAGUUUGAACCCGUGUCGGUUUAAUCACAAGGAGAAUAUCUUGAUCUAUAUUCUUGCCAACUUGAGCUAUAUGACGCGUCUUAGUGCCGAUGUUUUGACUGAACAACGAGUAUUUUACGGACUCGAGGCUGGUUGGGGCUUUGAGUUGAUGAUCACACUGGCCACCAUUCUGUUUGGCUUUGGCUUUGCUGGUCUCGCCCGUUCCCUCGUCGUAGAGCCGCGUGAGUUGGUCUGGCCUGGGGUUUUAGGCAAUACUGCUCUCAACUCCGCCCUUCAUGGAGGGAAUAGCAAACCAAACGUUUCGAGUCACGCCCAUACUUGGAGGUCGACGCGUUACAAAUUCUUUCUCUGGACGUUUGCUGCUGGGUUUAUUUGGUAUUGGUUUCCCGACCUGAUCUUUCCUGCUCUUGGCUAUUUCACUUGGAUCUGCUGGAUUGCGCCAAAGAACGCAGUUGUCAACCAAGUUUUUGGUAUGAAGAGUGGAAUGGGGCUGCUCCCUUUUACCUUUGACUGGAGCCAAAUCUCGUAUAUCGGCUCGCCUCUCAUUGUCCCAACCUGGGUGAUCUUCAAUAUCCUUGCUGCUGUCGUUUUCUGGAUAUGGAUCAUAACCCCCGCCUUAUAUUACUCCAACACGUGGCUAUCAGCUUACCUCCCUUUGCAAAGCAAUUCAAUAUUCGACAACACCGCCAAGGUGUACAAUGUAUCAAGGGUGAUAAAUGCGAAGAAUGGCUUCACCUUUGAUGAGGCCAAGUUUGCUGCCUACUCAGACAUCCGAUUGCCCGUAACAUAUGCGCUGAACAAGUUUGGUCUUGCUUUUGCAACAUUUGCGUCUCUUUUCACAUGGCUAUUUCUUGAAAAGCGACGUGAACUUGGCAGCCUUGUGCGGCAAGUCCGAGAAGCAAAAUUAUGGCCGAAGCGAGACUCUGAUACACAUGAAAACACUGCGGAGCAAGACUGGUCUUCACAUUAUUCACAAGCACCUUUGUGGUGGUACGGCGCUGCCACUCUUCUCGGAUUAUUUUUUGCCAUGUUUUCUUGUGAAUACUACGCCGUACAACUCCGUUGGUACGGCGCGAUUCUAGCUUUUGUAAUAUCCGGUGUUUUUUUCAUCCCGAUUGCUUGGGUAUUCGCAACCACAAACACAAAAAUUAGCAUUGAGCUCUUCUGCCGCCUGGUUGCUGGAUAUGUUUGGGAAGGGAAAGUCCUUGCUAACAUCUGGUUUUUUUCCCUUGGGUCCAUAUCCACCACCAAAGGUCUUGCCUUUGCGCAGGAUCUUAAGCUCGGGAUUUACUGCAAUGCAAAGCAGAUUCCCCCGCGUCACCUGUUCCUCGUGCAGGCGGUGGGCUUGGUUGUUGGUACUGUUUCCCAAGUCGCGGUGCUGAACUGGGCUCUCAACCAUAUACCAAAUAUUUGCACCUCCAAAGCGGCUAAUGGAUUCACUUGUCCAUUCUCUCGCACUCAUUUCAAUACCAGUAUGGUAUGGGGGGCCGUUGGGCCUCGCAAGUUUUUUGCCCCUGGAGCGUCGUAUCGGCCACUUCUUUGGUUCUUCCUGCUUGGAUUUCUUCUACCAAUUGCUGUAUACGGCCUGCGACGUGUGUUUCCCAACGCAAAAUGGUUGCGUCGCGUACAUGUGCCAUUAUUUCUCGGCGGGAUGGGAUACAUUCCGCCAGCCUCAGGCACGAACUAUGGUGCUUGGGUUGUAGUAGGACUCCUUUUUGGCCUCUUGGUAAAAAAGAAUUACAAGACCUGGUGGAAUAAGUAUAACUUUGUGCUUAGUGCAUCGCUGGACUGCUCGACGGCCAUCGCAGGCAUCUUGAUCUUCUUUGCCGUGAUAUAUACGGGGGCAUCAAAAGACUUCUCAUGGUGGGGUACGACGGUGCAUACGCCGCUCCUCGAGCUGAAGGGGCAAGAUGCCAUGCCUCGCGUGGACCGUGUGAUGUUUCGUUGA